AGUCGGUUCGCGAGCUGUCAGCGCGGGCGGGAGCGCGGCGGGGCGCGGGGUGGGCGCGGCCGACCCGCUCCCGCAGCCGGCCCGCGACCCCGGACUUCCCGCGCGCCCCGCACCCUGCCCGCUGGGCCGUCCGGCCGCGCCCCGCGCCCCUCGCUAGCUCGCUCGCCUCGUUCUCUCGCUCGCCGGCCGCCGGGCGGGCGGGCCGGCGCCGGAGACCCUGCCGGGGCCGAGGUUUCUGGCAGGCGGGCGGCGAGGGCCCGGCUGCGGCCUCCUCGACAUGUCCUCGGCCUGCGACGCCAGCAGCCACUUCCCGCUGCACCUCCUGGUGUGGAACAACGACUACCGGCAGCUGGAGAAGGAGCUGCGGGACCAGAAUGUGGAGGCUCUGGACCCACGAGGUCGAACGUUACUGCAUCUUGCUGUUUCUUUGGGACAUUUGGAAUCUGCUCGAGUCUUGCUCCGACACAAAGCAGAUGUGACAAAAGAAAAUCGCCAGGGAUGGACAGUUUUACACGAGGCCGUGAGCACUGGCGAUCCCGAGAUGGUGUACACAGUCCUUCAGCAUCGAGACUACCACAACACAUCCAUGGCCCUGGAGGGAGUUCCUGAGCUGCUCCAAAAAAUUCUUGAGGCACCAGAUUUCUAUGUGCAGAUGAAAUGGGAGUUCACCAGCUGGGUGCCCUUGGUUUCCAGAAUAUGCCCGAAUGACGUCUGUCGCAUUUGGAAAAGCGGUGCCAAACUGCGCGUCGAUAUCACCUUGCUGGGAUUUGAAAACAUGAGCUGGAUAAGAGGGAGGCGUAGUUUUAUAUUUAAGGGAGAAGACAACUGGGCAGAGUUGAUGGAAGUCAACCACGAUGACAAAGUGGUGACCACUGAACACUUUGACCUUUCCCAAGAAAUGGAGCGCCUCAGUCUGGACUUGAUGAAGCCAAAAAGCAGGGAAGUUGAGCGGCGGCUCACAAGCCCAGUCAUUAACACCAGCCUCGAUACUAAAAAUAUUGCCUUUGAAAGAACUAAAUCCGGAUUCUGGGGCUGGAGGACAGAUAAAGCAGAAGUUGUUAAUGGUUACGAAGCAAAGGUUUACACAGUAAACAAUGUGAGUGUGAUAACCAGAAUACGCACGGAACACCUGACCGAGGAGGAGAAAAAGAGAUAUAAAGCGGACAGGAACCCACUGGAGUCUUUGCUGGGGACUGUGGAACACCAGUUUGGUGCUCAAGGGGACCUCACCACGGAAUGUGCCACUGCAAACAACCCGACAGCCAUCACGCCCGAUGAGUACUUCAACGAAGAGUUUGAUCUGAAAGACAGGGACAUCGGAAGGCCGAAAGAGCUGACAAUUAGAACACAGAAGUUUAAAGCAACGCUAUGGAUGUGUGAAGAGUUUCCCCUCUCUCUCGUGGAACAGGUCAUUCCCAUCAUUGACCUAAUGGCUCGAACUAGUGCUCAUUUUGCAAGAUUGCGAGACUUCAUCAAAUUAGAAUUCCCACCUGGAUUUCCUGUUAAAAUAGAAAUUCCCUUGUUUCAUGUCUUAAAUGCACGGAUUACAUUUGGAAAUGUUAAUGGCUGUAGCACUGCCGAAGAAACUGUAUCUCAAAAUGUGGAAGGGACCCAGGCUGAUUCAGCUUCCCAAGUGACAGACUUUGAGGUCGAUCAGUCUGUGUUUGAAAUUCCCGAAUCUUACCACAUUCAAGACAACGGCAGAAAUGUGCAUUUGCAAGAUGAAGAUUACGAGAUAAUGCAGUUUGCCAUCCAGCAGAGCCUGCUGGAGUCCAGCAGGGGCCAGGAACUUCUAGGACCAGCUUCGAAUGGCGGGAUCAGCCAGACACACGCCUAUGAUGACCAGUACGAGAGGGCCAUCCAGGAGAGCCUCCUCACCAGCACUGAAGGCUCGUGCACUGGUGCCCCAAGUGACACGAGCAGUUUUGAUAGCGACUUGCAGCUGGCCAUGGAGCUGUCUGCCAAAGAGCUGGAGGAACGUGAGCUCCGGCUCCAGGAGGAGGAGGCCGAGCUCCAGCAAGUCUUACAGCUGUCACUCACUGAGAAAUAGACCUCUCUGCACAAAGCAGAGGCUCUGGGCUGCCACGGACGCUGUGUCAACCAGGCUGAGGGCCUGCACCCCGUGUGUGCAGCAGAUGGCAGCUGCCCCUUCCUUAUGCAGGUGCAGAACCAGGGGCUCCUUGGCUCAUCCAGAAUGUUCCCUGGGGUGGAGAAGGGGCUGGGGAUCGGCAGGCCCUGUCUCCAGGCUACGGAGAGGAGAGCAUGGUCACUUUCCAUUAGCUGUAUUGGCUUGCAGGUCACAUUUUUACUACCAGCUUUAGACAAAACCCCAAUCCCUGCAGGUUUGUAGAUAGAUUUUUAUUAAGGAGUGAUAGCAAAACAAGUUAUUGCAGAGUCAGGGUGCUUUUAUAUAUGAGAGCAGCGGCGGCGGCAGCAGCCUUUGUAGAGUGGGGUUUAUGAGAAUUUGAGACACUUCUUUACUGUUCACCAAAGAAAUGGGUAAUCUGUGCUGAUCUACUCUUUAUUUUUACCUUUAUACAGGGUUUCUAGGACAUUGCCAUUAUUCCUCCUCCAUCUCCAUCUUAUUCCAUCCUCCCACCCCCAGCUACAGUUAAAGAGGAGAUAUGUACAGGAUCUAUUUUAGAUUGUGGUUAACUAUUUGCAUCAAAUUAAGAUAUACAAAUGACCAUGGCUGUUGCCUUAGCCUUAAAUGUUACUAAUAGUUUAAACCGCCUCACUCCACUUAUUGAGGGAUCUGAUUUGAAUUUAUAAAGGCAAUUCCUUUUGAGAGCAGGAUCCUCCAGGCUAAAUCAAAGGCAGCUAAUCCUGUCCCUGAAGGAGCAGCUAGCAGAACCUGACGCUUGUUCUUGAAGCGGGCAAGCUAGCCAAAAUACUGGAACAGCAUAGAACCAAGCCAAGUGCGUGUUCCACGCCUGCCCUAGUGAACGAUUUCCACGUAGACACCUAGAAGAACCCACUGCAUGCCCUAGUCUCACCUGAGAGGAAAGAUGGAUUUGAAAUCAGAAAGGGAGCUUAAAACAAGAGCUCAAUGGCUCUUCAUUCUAAAGGGAAAAUGACGAUUCCACGUUGCUUUUUAGAGUUCAAAUCAACAUCUUUCUGGAUAAAUAUAUUUUUUAACAGAAUUUUUAUUAUUUUUAAAAGAUAUAAAAACAACUACUCCCAUCAGUAGCAAUACAAGGUUAUACAUUUUAACCAGAUUUUUCUCAGGCCUUUUUUGGAUACCUUUAGUAGUUAACUAUUUUGUCAAACCCUCCUGUAAAUAACCAUCCCAGGACCCACAGAACUGGGGGGGAGGAUACAGCCGAGGGCACCCCUCACUCUGGCCCGUGUAUGCAUUCCCGCAGUGCACUGAAAUACCCCGGGAAACAAUAUCCUCCUCUGUUUUGCAUCUAUUUCCUCUGUUGCGCUUCUUUUUAGGAUAGGAAGAGAAACAUAAACUACUGUUCCAGUUAACGUCUGUUAUCAUACAGUUAGUGUCGCCAGUAAGACGUUCCUAGACACAAAGAACUGUGCUUUUAAUUCCAUAUAACCAUCUGCCUUUUUUUGGUCAUGGUCUGACCACAGUUCCUUCUGUACACACAAGGCCAGUAUAGGCAACUUCACGUUUGUUGCAAACACGUGGCUUGGCAUUUUGUUUACCUGGCGUUUACGCGAAGUAAACAGUUCUUGGUAAUGGCUGUGGUUAGGCCAUGUCGUUUACUCACUAAGAUGAACCAUAGGUAAUUUCUAUGUUCGCAUUCCAUUGCUCUGCUUCCCAAGUUCUUUGACUUUCUCCCCAGGGAGUCACUUAAAAAAGGGACUGAGCAUCAUAUCAACCUGUUGCAGCAUUUUUCAUGUAUGUGUUCACUCUUAAAAUGCAAAUAAAGCCUGCUUCCUUAGAGGGUGCUCAUACAAUAUUCCA
This is a messenger RNA of Microcebus murinus (gray mouse lemur), 3922 nucleotides long. RefSeq names its product ankyrin repeat domain 13A (gene ANKRD13A). Lineage: Eukaryota; Metazoa; Chordata; Mammalia; Primates; Cheirogaleidae. Gene Ontology annotation, cellular component: cytoplasm. Gene Ontology annotation, molecular function: protein binding. The record is from RefSeq and is a predicted model, not a curated record.